UCUCAGUAACUUCCUUCCUGUUCUAACUGCCAGUGCUCAGAAGUCAGAGUUGAGAGACAGAGGCACCCCGGACAGAGGGACAGAGACGGGAACCACUGAAUAUCAAAAUGACUGAAAAGGCCCCAGAACCACACCUGGAGGAGGAGGAUGAUGAGCUGGACGGGAAGCUCAAUUAUAAGCCUCCACCUCAGAAGUCCCUAAAAGAGCUGCAGGAGAUGGACAAAGAUGAUGAAAGUCUAACUAAGUACAAGAAAACGCUCCUGGGGGAUGGUCCUGUGGUAGCAGACCCAACAGCCCCUAAUGUCACGGUCACCCGCCUUACCCUGGUUUGUGAGAGUGCUCCAGGACCAAUCACCAUGGACCUCACUGGGGAUCUCGAAGCCCUCAAAAAAGAAACUUUUGUGCUAAAGGAAGGUGUUGAGUACAGAGUGAAAAUUCACUUCAAAGUGAACAGAGAUAUUGUGUCGGGCCUGAAGUAUGUUCAGCACACCUACCGGACUGGGGUGAAAGUGGAUAAAGCCACAUUUAUGGUUGGCAGCUACGGGCCUCGGCCAGAAGAGUAUGAGUUCCUGACUCCAAUUGAGGAAGCUCCCAAAGGCAUGCUAGCCCGAGGCACCUACCACAAUAAGUCCUUCUUCACCGAUGAUGACAAGCACGACCACCUCACCUGGGAGUGGAACCUGUCCAUUAAGAAGGAGUGGACAGAAUGAGCACAUCUAUCCUCCCCUGUCACGCCCUGUCACCUGGAAGAACCCUCUCCGUCGUGUUCACAGCCCCAUCUCUCCUCCCUGAUCACAGCUGGGCCUCUUCCCCAACACCCCUCACAUCAUCUUACUGAUGCAUCUUCUCCCACACAGUCUCUCAGAGUGGUCCCCGGCACUGGAUGCUUAAACCCCAGGGUUUAAUCCUGCCCACUCCUCUGAUCCUCCAUCAUAGCCAGAUCUGCGAAGUUCUGUUCCUCAAUACACGAUCAUUUAAUAUUUCUCCUCUUAUUCCCAUUUGAGGAACUAGAGUCCAGGAAAUGGGUAAACAAUCACUAACUACCCUUUUGCUUUGGGUUCCAGUGCUCAUUCCCACCCCUGGAUUCUCCUGUGGUUACUGCUGGCUCAGUAAAUGUCCCUAGCCACAUUCCUUGCCACUUGGGUUCUUCUUUUCUGGGAGACACUUAAACAGCUCAAGAGAGUGAGAAUAAAGCAAUUGUAUGACCUGAGACCCUCACUGCCCUGCUUUC
This is a messenger RNA of Molossus molossus (Pallas's mastiff bat), 1231 nucleotides long. RefSeq names its product Rho GDP dissociation inhibitor beta (gene ARHGDIB). Gene Ontology annotation, cellular component: cytoplasm; cytosol; membrane. The coding region runs from base 108 to 710 and encodes 200 amino acids. Gene Ontology annotation, biological process: Rho protein signal transduction. Gene Ontology annotation, molecular function: Rho GDP-dissociation inhibitor activity; protein binding. The record is from RefSeq and is a predicted model, not a curated record. The transcript is spliced from 6 exons. Lineage: Eukaryota; Metazoa; Chordata; Mammalia; Chiroptera; Molossidae.